This is a messenger RNA of Mycotypha africana, 697 nucleotides long. RefSeq lists its product as uncharacterized. The transcript is spliced from 2 exons. The record is from RefSeq and is a predicted model, not a curated record. The annotation marks the transcript as partial. NCBI's taxonomy places the organism in Eukaryota, Fungi, Mucoromycota, Mucoromycetes, Mucorales, Mycotyphaceae.
GAGCAUAAAAUGGGCCACUGACAGAAUAAAAAUCCGGUCGAAAAAGAAAAAGAAAACGGGACACUUUUUUUGCUUAAAUUUCGUACAUUUGCAGCGCUCUUAAAAAGUUUAAUGGUCAACGUUAUAUUCGAAGAUGGUUUAGGGGGAAAGUUUGAUGAAAAUGGUGUUGCAGUUUGCGUUGUUGAUAUGGAUGUUGACACAAAUAACUAUCCUUUGGGUGCUGUUACUGACUUUGAUAUGUAUAAUGACUUCAAACCUCCUGAGAGAUCUGAAAAGAAGGAGAUCAAGAAAGAAUCCAACAAUAAGUCUGAUAAAAAGCUGAUUAAAACUGAAGAGAUGCCGAAAACAACCUAUAGAAAAUAUAAAAAAGAAGAUAUGGAAACAUUUUUCUAUUUAGUUACUGAAAAAGGGAUGUCAAUUCGCGGUGCAGCGAGCGCGCUCAAAAUUCCUAAAAGCACAUCAUAUGGCUGGCAUAAAAAGGGUCUUGAGGCGGCAGAUGAGUAUGUCGAUAUGAGAAAGGCUGGUAGUGGCCGGCCAGUUGGCAGACCAUCACCCUUGACUGAGAGUCAUCGUCAAUAUCUUGUCGAGCUCAUUGAUGAUAACAGUGAUCUUCGUUUAGAUCAAAUGAUGGAGAGCUUGACUAAUCAAUUCAAGGAUCUCUCUAUCUCUAAAACGGCCCUUUACAAUUUUGCAACGC